CCAUGAAUCGGAUCCCACCACCGAAACCGCCUCCUACGGAGAUCUACAAUGGUCUACACUCCCUAUGGGCCAAGACUGGCAUGACUGCGAACGAGUUCAGGGAGUUCACGAACUUGGUUGAGAACACCAGUGACAAGUACUUGAGUCCGCGUGGAUCCAUAAUUAACCAAGGUAGGCAGAUGCUCACAAAGCACUAUGCUGAGGUUGCGAAGUUAUGGCAUCACGAGGACAAGUACAAGGAUGACUGGCCCGUCCGCCUCUAUACAAAACUAUAUUUGGCCUCAGAUGAUGUAUGUAUACAGAUGGUUUUGAUCCCUGCCGGACGAGGUGCUGAUUAUGUGGUUCCGGCAUCGUUAGUGGCGCACAAGGCCAGAGAAAGUGAGUGUAUGCCUACUAUAGGUUUCUUCCUGGCAGCCUCACCCACGAGAACACAGAUGUCUACUAAGAAGAGACGUAAAUCCCGUGCUCCCAGCAUAUACAACCGUUCACCAAGUCCUGUGCAAAGCCCGCCCCCUCAGCGCGGCCGGAGACCCAGCCCAGUCCCAGCGCCAGCCACUCGCCGGCGCCGUGCAGUCUCUUACGUGGGCGAACCCGUGCAGGCAGCCCCUCAGGCUCGUCGGCCUGCACCCGAGCGCCGUGCAGCCUCCCGCCCGCCGGCGGAGCGCCAGGCCCGCCCGUUCACGCGCGCUGUAUCUCGCGCGUCCGCACGCCCCGUACCUGCCGCAGCGGCGUCGCUACACCCGGGCCCUGCAGUAUCACGCGCAGGGUCGCCCGACAUCGUCGUACGACCCCCGGCCCAGCCAGCAGCACCACGCGCCGGGCCACGCGUAGCGGUGUUGCGGCCGCGGGACAGGGAUCUCGUGGCGGGGGCCGCCGCCGUACAUGCGUUCUUCAGCAUGGAACCCCCGUUUUUGUCCGUGGAGACCGUCGACGACCUGAUCGAGCUCGGCGUGGUUAACAUGGACCGCUUGAGAGACCUCGCAAGCCUCUCGGACCGGAGCAUGUGGAUCAAUCGGUAUGUCGAGCUGAGCAGACUCGAGUACUGGAUUUUGAAGAGGAAGUUGGACAAGCUGGCCCCGGGGCUGUAGCCUGUACGGGGUUUGUGUUACUAAUUCCCUCGUUCUACUAGUGUUGAAUUGUUAUACAACUAUAGCUUGACGGUGUUGAGAGAUCGGUUGACGUGCUAUGAUACAUUCGUGACCAGCUGCAUUGGCAGUUGACUCACCAGAUAUUGCAGGCUGCACCGGCUGGCGCGAGCAGCCGCGUGCACUCCCCGCUCCGCAGACCAACACGCUCCAGCUCGGGGGCACAGAGGAGCUGCACGUCGUCGACGUCACGCCGAUCGCGUCCGACAUCGGUGACCCGCACUGUCACUCUGAGGGGAGGAUGCUGGCCCGGUGCGCCGGCGGACAUACCGAACUUCGAGUCGCGUUGGCUACAACUUGAAGGUAUAUGACACUUAUAC
Molecule: messenger RNA, 1465 nt
Organism: Rhodofomes roseus
Lineage: Eukaryota; Fungi; Basidiomycota; Agaricomycetes; Polyporales; Fomitopsidaceae
Exons: 5
Source: RefSeq, a predicted model, not a curated record